Molecule: messenger RNA, 1456 nt
Organism: Ectocarpus sp. CCAP 1310/34
Lineage: Eukaryota; Phaeophyceae; Ectocarpales; Ectocarpaceae
Source: the annotation of a GenBank genome assembly
ACACACACCACGACACCAGAGGACAGACGCCAGAGUGACGGAGUGUACACCUGCUGUUGCAGACCUCAAGAGCUCUUAAGUAGAGGCGAACCAUGCCUUGUGCGGAAGGUGAACUGUGCCUUCAACAGGACAGAACGCCGCAAGACCCUCAUGGCCAUGUCUGCCAGGGAGGAUGUGGAGGGCGGCUCCACGGCAAUUGCGGCAGCGUGUUUGACGACAUCGAGACGCACCGUAUAUGCAGCACGUGCGUUACCAGGAUUGGCAAGCUCAAAGCGGCAGCAGCUGACGGUGCUGGGGCGGGACCAUCUAAACGCCAGAAGGACAAGAGCGGUGGGAGCAAGAAGGGGGGUGUUCGUGCGCGCCCGGACAACAACACGAAGCUUGAGAUUCUCAAGCUGCUGGAUGCGAAGGUCUCUCAAGUACAGAUUGCAGACCGCUUCGGGUGCUCGGAGCGGUUUGUUAGGACUGUGAAGGCUGACCGGAAGAAGGUGGAGGCUGCGACUGCUGCAGGCGGCGGCACCCAGAAAACCGCGCGCAAGGGAGAUUUUCCGGAGGUGGAUGCGAUAGCUCUUUAUCUGCACGCCAAAGCCCGGAAGGCCAAGAUGCCCGUCACACGCGAUGUCCUUCGAAGCUUCGGCCGUUCCGCCAGGACAACCCUGCUGGCUGACACCGCAACUUCUGCAGCAGUAAGUGCGAAGGUGUACCGAUUCAGAAUUUACCCUCAACUGGGAACCUCUUGUGGCCAGGAUGGGUAAUUCGAUGGAAGUGUCACAAGGUUCUUUGUAGGAUCGACUCCAACAGGUUCUCAGGACUGACACACAUUGUGUCCUUGGGAAAAUAUCCAAGUCAGGAGAAAAAGUGUGCACCCAAGGAGAUUCGAACCAGUAUCCAGCAGACGCCAAAUGCGAAGGUGUACCGAUUCAGGUAAAAGUCAAUCGACAGAUACCCUGCGAAUCGGGUCCUUAACAUAAGGGCGAGGGUCGAGGACUUCAAGGCCGGCGAGAAAUGGGCAAAGAACUUUGUGAAGCGCACCAACAUCCACAGCGUGAUGCUGGCUGGAACGCACGUGACAACAGGCGGCANUACCGAUUCAGGUAAAAGUCAAUCGACAGAUACCCUGCGAAUCGGGUCCUUAACAUAAGGGCGAGGGUCGAGGACUUCAAGGCCGGCGAGAAAUGGGCAAAGAACUUUGUGAAGCGCACCAACAUCCACAGCGUGAUGCUGGCUGGAACGCACGUGACAACAGGCGGCAAGGAGGAGGACGAAGAGGAGGGCAGUGGCGAUGACAACACGGGGCCCGAGCGCCGUGCUCCACCUGCUUAUGCUGAGCUGUCGCCUCACUUCAGAGUCCUAGAAGCGGCAGCAGAUGAGAGUGGCAACGGAGACGCGGCGUUCUUCCUAACGAAAGCGAAGAUGGCAAUGAUUGCAGCGCAUUCCGCUAAGCGGGUGCGCCAGG